Messenger RNA from Passer domesticus (house sparrow), 2695 nucleotides. It is a transcript of the gene PML, whose product is annotated as PML nuclear body scaffold. Gene Ontology annotation, molecular function: zinc ion binding; ubiquitin protein ligase activity. The transcript is spliced from 7 exons. The record is from RefSeq and is a predicted model, not a curated record. Lineage: Eukaryota; Metazoa; Chordata; Aves; Passeriformes; Passeridae. Gene Ontology annotation, cellular component: PML body. Gene Ontology annotation, biological process: protein monoubiquitination. The coding region runs from base 18 to 2243 and encodes 741 amino acids.
CCGGGAUUGGGGUGGGAAUGGGGCCGGGAAUGGGGCCGGGAAUGUCCCUCCCGGACGGGGCUGGCACGGCCCCAUGCGCGGGGACAACGGGGGCGGACCGGGACCGGAGCGGCCCACGGGACCGGCAGCGCUUCCCGGACCCAAAUUCCUGUCCCACGUCCCCAUCCUGGUCCCAGAAUCCCCAUCCCGAUCCCACAUCUCCAUCCCGGUCCCACAAUCCUCAUUCAUAUCCCAGAAUCCACAUCCCGAUCCCACAUCUCCAUCCCACAUCCCGAUCCCAUAUCCCAAUCCUACAAUCCCCAUCCCGAUCCCACAUCCCCAUCCCGCACCCCCAUCCCGGUCCCACCAUCGCCAUCCCGAUCCCACAUCCCGGUCCCGGUCCCACAAUCCCCAUCCCAUAUCCCGAUCCCGCACCCCGAUCCCACAAUCCCCAUCCUGAUCCCGCAUCCCAAAAUCCCGGUCUCACAUCCCCAUCCCCGUCCCGAUCCCAAAAUCCCGAUCCCAAUCCCGCAUCCCCCCGGUUCCCGCACGCCCGGAUUCCCCCGGCCCCGCCCCACAGCUCCCGGUCUCCCCUCCCUCCCUCCCUCUCCCCUCCCUCCCUCCCUCUCCCCUCCCGUCCCUCCCUCUCCCCGCCCUCUCCCCGCUCCUCCUCCGCCGCUCCCGUUCCGUUCCGUCCCGGCCCCGCCGCGCCCCCGCAGAUGGAGACGGAACCGGAGCCAGAACCGGAACCGGAGCUUCCCCCCGCGCCGUGCCCCGCCGCUCCGGCCUCCCCCCCGUCCCACCCCGCGGAGGGCGAGCGUGACGAUGAGGAGGAGGACGAAGAUUUCCAGUUCCUGCGCUGCGAUGGCUGCGGGCAGGACUCGGCGCGGCCGCGGCUGCUGCGCUGCCUGCACACGCUGUGCCCGGCCUGCCUGAGCGACACCAAGCUGUGCCCGCGCUGCCAGGCGGCCGCGGGCGCGCCCGCCGUGGACAACCUGCUCUUCUGCAACCUGCGGAGCCGCCUGCAGCUCUGGCGGCAGAUCCGCAGCCCCGGCGGGCCCGGCUGCAGCCGCUGCCGCGCCGAGGCGGCGCUGGUGUGGUGCUCGGACUGCGAGGAGUUCUUCUGCGGCCGCUGCCUGGAGGAGCACCAGUGGUGGCACAAGAGGAAGGAGCACAGGGUGCGCAGGGUGGAGGAGCUGCGGGCGGGCUCGGCGCGGCAGUUCCUGCAGGACACGCGCGGCUCCUGCAGCCUCUUCUGCUCCAGCGCCAGCCACCCCCGGGAGAGCCGCGUGUGCAGCAUCUACUGCCCCCGCUGCGAGCGUGCCCUGUGCUGUCCCUGCGCGCUGCUGGACACCGGCCACGCUCCGUUCCGCGACCUCCGCGCCGAGAGCCGCCGGCGCCAGGACGAGCUGCGCUCGCUGCGCCGGGACCUGCGGCGGCUCCGCGGCUCCUUCGAGGCGGCGCUGGCGCGGCUGCGGGGCGCGGCGGCGCGGCGGGAGGAGCAGCGGCAGCGGCUGCGGGAGCGCGUCCUGGCCAGCGCCGAGCGCCUGCAGGAGCUGGUGCGCAGCGAGGCGGAGGAGCUGCGGGCGCUGCUGGAGGCGCGGCCCGAGCGCGGCCCGGGCGCGCUGGCGGAGGAGCUGCGCGGGGCCGAGGGCGCCCUGCUGCGGCUGGAGGCGGCCGAGAGGCUGGCGGAGAGGCUGGGGCGCUACGGCGGCGAGCAGGAGCUGAUGGACAUGCAGCCCUUCGUCAAGGCGGCGCUGCUGGAGCUGCGGCGGCUGCGGCCGCCCGAGCCCCCCGAGCUCCGCGAGCCGCCCGACUUCGCCGAGUGCCGGGCGCGGCUGCGGGCGCUGGUGGAGCGGGUCACGGGGCGGCCAGAUGUCUCCGAGGUCGAGGUGGCCCUGGAGAACAACCUGGAAGAGGAUCCAGCCCAUCCCAAACCCCACAGCGUCUCCCCCAGCCUGGAGGAGAUCCACGUGGAGCAGCCUCUCCCGCUGCCCUGCUGGAAGAAGCGGCCGCUGCCCAGCAUGGAGAGGGGCAGCCAGAUGUCUCCCAAAAUCCUGAAGCUGGAAUGCGACCAUGAGCCGGGCCCCAGCCAUCCCAAAUUCCAGUGGGAAUUCCGGACGGAGCCCGGCCCCUCCACGUCGCAGCACAACUGCGUCGGUGCCGGUGACACGGAGGGCGGCAGCAUCAUCAUCUGCAGCUCGGACGACAGCGACGAGGACACCGUGCUGGUGACGGUGACGCCGGAGCCGCCUCCCUGCUGACGUCCCGUGGGAUCCUCCGGCCUCGUCCCGCAAUUCCCGGCCUCCCAUUCCAAGAUUUCCUCUGGGCUUUCCUCUUCUUGGCCAAUCCCAAAUUUAUUCCUGGACUGAGCUCCGGUGUUCCUGAGUGGCCCCAAAUCCCACCUGGAUCUGCUGGGCUCUCCCCUUGGAGGCUUUGAGGUUUCCUGGGAAUGUUCUUCUCCUCUUCAAUCCCAUCUGGGUUGAUCCCAAAAUAAAAUUUGGGAUGGGAGUUGCCGGCGGAUCCCCUUCCCGAGCCCCCCAAAGGUGGGGAGAUGAUCCCAAGGGUGGGAUCCCCUCUGGGAUCAGCAGCUGGAGCAGGGAAUUCCUUGGGAUUGGGAUUGGGAUUGGGAUUUGGGUUCUUUUCCUGGUGUAAUGAGGGCUUAAAAUCCCGGGUUUUUUAUCUCUCCCCUCAAUAAAGCUGCUCCGGGAUAAAA